AGGACGCGCCAAUGUGAAUCCAAUUUAUUUAUAGUUUAAAUAUACAUUUUUAUUGAAAACGUGAUGUGGUGAUAUAUCUUGAAUAAUAAUAAUAACCAAUUCAUAAUAUUGACUCAAUAUAUCAUUCAAAUGUUAAUGCCAUUUGUUGCCGUUUACCACUCACACUGACUUGUCACGCAAUAAUCUCAACCAAUGUGUCUCUGUGGCGCCACCUUAUAUGAAUGCCAAGAGUGUCAUCAUCUCCUCAAACCACAAAUGAAAAGCCCAACACACUCGCAUUUGGGUCUAUACAUGCAUUCAUUUGAUAAGAAAUGAAAGCUUUGCGCACAACUGAGAGUCACGAGCUUUUAUCCCGUUGCGUAUCAACAGCUGAUUUCUAUCAAUAGACCACGAGGUCUUCUUCCUUUUUCAUCCUAUAUCUGAAGUUCAUGGUCAAUAAAGUGUGUGCAUUGAAAUGGCUUUGAUACGCUGCUGCUUCGAGCCACCUGAACUGCCGGAAUUUUUUGAUAGUUUCGUUCAGAAAUGCACGGAUCCCAGCUGUUGUUGUGGCUGCUGUUCCGCGCUGCGACCGCGCUACAAGCGCCUGGUGGACAACAUCUUUCCCGUGAAUCCAGAAGAUGGCCUGGUUAAAUCGAACAUGGAGAAGCUGACCUUCUACUCGCUCAGCUCGCCGGACAAACUGGAUCGCAUUGGCGAGUAUCUCUACCAGAAGGCCACCAAGGACAUCAAUCGCAAGCGUUACAAACUCGCUGAGAUUGCCAUGGAGGCAAUGGAUCUUUUGCUGCAGGCUUGCCAUGCUCAGACCACGUUGAAUCUCUUCGUCGAGUCGUUUUUACGCAUGGUGCAAAAGCUACUCGAGGAUUCCAAUCCGAAUUUAAAGAUCAUGGCUACAAACUCUUUUGUGAAAUUUGCCAACAUUAAUGAGGACACGCCAAGUUAUCAUCGUCGCUAUGACUUCUUCAUCUCGAAGUUCUCGUCGAUGUGCCACAGCGAUAGCCAGGAUCUGCGUGAUAGCUUGCGUUUGGCUGGCAUCAAGGGACUGCAGGGUGUUAUACGCAAGACGGUGUCAGACGAUCUAGUUGAGAACAUUUGGGAGGCACAGCACAUGGAGAAGAUUGUGCCUUCGCUGCUCUUUAACAUGCAGUUUUGUGUAAACGUUAUGUUUGUGAAGAAAAAUUUACUGGCGUCUGGCGACCUCACGCCCGUUGAGGAUGCCACCAAUGUGACGCCGCCUGUGCUGGCCGAGGAGGUGCUCCGUGAGCUGGUGGGACGCGCCUCCUUUGGACAUAUUCGCAGCGUGCUGAAGCCGCUGCUGACUCAUUUGGAUCGCCAUGAGCUGUGGGUGCCAAACACCUUUGCUAUACACACAUUCCGCAUCGUGAUGAUUUCCAUACAGCCGCAGUACUCGUACACUGUCGUGGAGACACUCAUGCAGCACUUGGACAGCAACUUCAAGUCAUCGCCCAAGACACGCACUUCGCUGGCUGUGGUGCUGUCCAAGAUUAUUGCAAUUGCCGCUGGGGAGAGUGUUGGACCAUCGGCUCUCGAUAUUAUUAACAAUUUGUUGUUGCAUCUGCGCACAAGCGUUGGCACAACCUCUGAAAUCACCGCCGAAGAGUCACAGUAUCAGGAGGCAUUGAUCAAUGCGCUGGGCGAGUUUGCCAAUCAUCAUCCGGACUAUCAGAAGAUUGAGAUCAUGUUGUUCAUUAUGAACACGGUGCCCGAUUUGUCCAAGAAGAGCAAGGGCGAUCAGAUGCUGCAGAAUAUAUUGCUAAAGUCGUUGCUCAAGGUGGGAAAUCAAUACAGCACCGUCUCCUUCGAAAAGGCUUUUCCGGCAUCAUUCCUACAACCCUUACUGCGCAUGGCACGCGCUCCGCACGAUCCGACGCGCAUGAUUGUCAUGCAAAUCUUUCAGGCACUGCUCGAUCGCCAUCAGAACGAGCAGGUGCUCAGCACUGUGAGCGUAAAACCGUAUCCGGCUCUCUCCCAGGAGCCGCCCUCACGCUCCGACAUCAUUUUCACGCAUAAGUAUGGCGCCAACAUAAUGCAAGCGCUUAUCGACAGUAUGGCAUUAUCGGAUCGCGUGGACGCACUCUCCGCCAGCUUUAAUACGGCUGCUCUGCUCAUUGUGGAAAUGUCGUGCAGCGAAACGGUGCAGGAGUUCUUGUUGUUCAUCUUGGGCGUACAGCAAGUGGCCAGCACCGUGGAAUCCUUGGGAGCCGUUCACAGAUGCAAUUUACAUGCGAUAGCCAUUGCACUGUUGGUGCUGAUCUCACGUGUGAGCGGCAUCAACAAUCUGCUCGAAUAUGCGCAAAAGAUCAUCGAAGCUCGACGCGAUGAGGCUAGCUACUAUUUGCCACCUCUGAUGGAUACCAAAAAGGGAUCGAACAAGAAUCUGAAUCUAUCGCUGCCGCAUCUGGCCAUCGAUAAGUUGGCCCUUGGCGAAUGCAUGCAGAAUGCUGGCAUGGAUGCCCAACGUCUCAAUACGGGAGCACCGUAUGCACUUAAUCAGUCCGAUAAUCCAGGACAUCGUCACUCCUGGGUGGAUUCAGUCAGUGCACAGAUGACGCAGCGCAACAGCUCCGCCGAUUUAACCGUCUACAACGGCGACGUGGACAGUGUGAAUAGUUCACCCGGCAUCUGCAAGAAGAUUCUUGCGCCCGAGUUCAACUUUGAUGCGAUGAAACGUGCUCUGGCCGAGCCAACAGAGGCGGCAAAGCGAGAGCAACGUGAGCGUCAAAUGCAAAUUGUGCGCACUUUCCGCGAGGGCGAAUUCGAUGAUCUAAUGCGACGUACCGAACCGAAGCACGAUCUCAUUCAGAAUCGUCUCAACGAACUAUUCAACUCGCUUGCCGUCGAGCGACAGAUUACGCAAAGCGACAACAAGACAGCCCAGCUACAGGCCAAUAAUGAGAAGCCCGUCUAUGAGACAAAGUUCCCAGAGCUCUUCUACUAUUAGCAUCGUUAAGAAGCAGCAUUAUUGGCUACUAAAUGGAUUGGAUACCGAAUAUUCUGUAUUAAAUAUGUAGUAUUUGAUAAUAUAGCUAGCUAAAUUCUUUGUUUGUUACGGGCAGGGUCAAUUCUAAUGAA
Drosophila sulfurigaster albostrigata is the source of this 3090-nucleotide messenger RNA. RefSeq names its product protein EFR3 homolog cmp44E (gene stmA). The record is from RefSeq and is a predicted model, not a curated record. Lineage: Eukaryota; Metazoa; Arthropoda; Insecta; Diptera; Drosophilidae. The coding region runs from base 455 to 2959 and encodes 834 amino acids. The transcript has 9 exons. Gene Ontology annotation, cellular component: plasma membrane. Gene Ontology annotation, biological process: protein localization to plasma membrane.